Messenger RNA from Chrysoperla carnea, 700 nucleotides. Its product is annotated as cuticle protein 18.7-like. The record is from RefSeq and is a predicted model, not a curated record. Lineage: Eukaryota; Metazoa; Arthropoda; Insecta; Neuroptera; Chrysopidae. The transcript is spliced from 2 exons. Bases 73 to 639 code for a protein of 188 amino acids.
GGAGACGACAUACUCAUCUGAAAAGUACAGUCCUUUGAUUUGGAGGUACACAACAAUACACAAACAAUCAUCAUGAAAGUUUUGGUAGCUAUCGCUUGUUUCGUCGCUGUUGCAUCAGCUGGUUACUACCCACUAGUUGGACCAAACGGUGUUCCACUAGAACCCGCAGAAAAUGUGGCUGCCCGAGCUGCACAUGCUGCUGCUCAUUUAGCUGCUGGUGGACAUCAUGCAUACGCUGCUUUGGCUCCAUAUGUUCAUUAUGCUGGAAUUCCAUAUGUACCAGCAGAUACACCUGAAGUUGCUGCUGCUAAAGCCGCUCACUAUGCUGCACAUGCCGCUGCCGGACAUCCACUUUACACCGUAGUCUCACCCUACGCUUAUGCUCCAGCUGUACCACAAGACACACCCGAAGUAGCUGCCGCCAAAGCUGCACAUGCCGCUGCUCAUGCUGCCCUUGCUCCACAUAAUGCUGCGCCAGCUGAAACACCCGAAGUAGCCGCUGCUAAAGCUGCACACUUAGCUGCUCAUGCUGCUGCCCGAGCUGGUGUUGUUGUAUCACCUGUAGUAUAUUAUGCUGAAGAAGGCCAAUACCUUGGUGAAGCUGCUUACGGUCAUGAUGGUCAAUACCGUAACGAAUAAAUACUCCGAUUGUUGCCAUAGCUGAAAUGUUUUUUGUUAAAUGUAUAUAUGUUUUUUAUGA